Messenger RNA from Ectocarpus siliculosus, 4139 nucleotides. The record is from the annotation of a GenBank genome assembly. Lineage: Eukaryota; Phaeophyceae; Ectocarpales; Ectocarpaceae.
AUGAUGCUCUUGCUGAGCCUCCAUGGAAGAGCUGCGCGGAUCGCGCCCCCCUUCUCCGCUCAGCACGCUAAGCAAGUCCUGGCGUCCGCAUCAGCCAGGCUGCACAUGCCCCCCGUACCUCGAUUACAAGGGCCCGCGGUGACCCGCACAGUGGUCGCCGUUGCCGCCGCCGCUACCGGCGCCACCGCCGCCCGCGGCUUCCUGGCCGCCCGCGACGGCAGCGCCGGCGGCGUCGGCGUCGGCAACCUCCUGGAGCGCCUCGGCGCCCGCGGCGUGCUCGCGGCCCGCCUGGUGAGCGACUUCGCGGCCGCCUCGAUGGCCAGCCUGAUGGUGAGCCCGUUCAUCUCUAUCGUCGACCGGGCCAUCAUCCAGAGCGCGAGCGGCAGCAUGGGGAUGAAGGCCUCCGUGGCGCAGGGCUUCCGGGUGCUAGCGACGAAGCCCGCGUUGUUCCUCGCCCGCCCGGACUUCAUCUGCACCUUCUGCCUGUACGGCGCGACGUACCUUGCGGCUAAUACCAUCUCCACGAUGGCGGACGAGUUUUCCCGCUCCGACACGAUGCCCAAGUUUCUCGGCACGACGGCCAUCAACAUGCCGGGUUCCAUCGCCAAGGACCAGGCCUUGACGAAGAUCUUCGGGGUCGUGGGAAGCGCGGCCAAGGUGCCCGCCGCCAGCUUCGCGCUGUUCACCGUCAGAGACGUGGCCACCAUGGCUGCGGCCUUCACCCUGCCUACCCCCAUGUCCACCAAGAUGCAAGACUUCGGCGUGGACAGCGGCAUGGCGGAUGUCACCUCUCAGCUGGUGUCUCCCGGCCUGGUCCAGCUUUUCUCGACGCCGGACUCGUUCAUGCCGGCGAUCGCCAUGCGUGUGGCCCGCAUCGGCGUGGCCUUCGGCGUGGGCGGGCUGGGCAACACCUCCAUCCGAAAUAAGCUGCACGGGGCCAUCGCCAAGUCGGCGUGGGCGAAGCAGCAUCAGUGAUGGCAGCAGCAGCAGCAGCAGCAGUCGGAGGCCGCCUGAGUUUCGUAGAUUCGGGGAGAAGAAACUCCUGGCGCGCGCCGAGGCAGCGAGCAGCAAGCAAAACUCGGUGGGUAGAAUAAUGAUAGGAAGCGCCGGGUGGGAGGGGGGGGGGAGAGAGACCGUGGCAUGCAGGCAACGGAGCUGGGAAUAGUUUUGUUUGCUCGUGCCGCUAAACUUGGUGGUGAUACGUGUGUGGGCGUCUGUUGUUGGGCCGUGGUCACGCUUCGACUUCGGCAGAGACACACACGGAGUUGGAGCGCAGAAAAGAGCGUUUAAUAAUAGUAGCAGAGAAGGAAGAAAAGGACGUAAACCGAAUGCCGCGCUUACGAUCGUUGGACGUGUAUCGUGUGUGUUGUUCGAGACCGCUUUUUUCUCGACUCGGAAAGGGUGCAAAUGUAAAUGGGGAAAAACAGGGGGCCUUUCAUAUAUUACACCUAGACUUGAGAAGGUCGGGGGGAAACACCCAGAAAACACCAGUGCGAUGUCGAUGCGGACCUCUUCUGUCGCCGAGACAUGGGGAACGGGGAGGGGGGGGGCAGUGUGAGCGUGAACAGCAAUGAUGUACGAGUAGAAUUUACGGGCGUGUGAAGCCUACCGAACAAAGUAGAAGGCAGAGAAAGACAGGGGGGGGGGGGGCACAGGGACUAGACCCGAGUAGCGAGACGAAAAAUAGCGCGACCGUGUGAAGUUCGUUGCUGUUCGGUAUCGGAACAGAGAGGCGGAAAUUCUGGCGUGUGGACGUGAGAGGUGAUGGAAGAGAUUAAACCGCUUGGGUCAAACCGGGGAUUGGGGUGGGGUGGGGUUAGUCUGAGCAUAUACCCCCUUGGGGGCGCAGGCAAGGGCGAGAAGGUUUGCCGCGCGCAACAGCAGUGCCGAAAAUACGUAGUAUAGGCGGCGGCGGCGGCGGCGGCCAGUGGUGUGAUGUGAAGGAAGAGGAAGAGCCUCCUGCUCGCGUGAAGGGGUCCAUGCGGCAGGCGUUGUACGGAGACAGAGGACAGAAACGCCGGUGGUGGGCAGUGGACGGUGGUGUGUGUGGUCGUUUUGUCAAGUGGUAAGGGUCGGUCGAGUGUAGCGACGCGAUGCGACCCGUGCGCACGACCGUAGCGAGGUUUGUUCGGUGAGGAGGAGUGGAAAUGCUUUGUGGUGUUGGAGGGGUCGGGGCUUUGGUCGGCGGAAGCAGAGCUGGAGUGCCCGCUCACCUCCCUUCGCCCGUCGAAUCACAGAUCGGUUGUGGUGUUGGAAGGCAGAAAUUCCGAGGGAAGCCCCGACCGGCCUCACCUUGCCCCUAGCGCACCGCUGGUUGCAAACCGCGUCUGGCUGGUAGAGCAGCACAUGCAUAACGGGGGCCGGGGGGGGGGGGAGGGGUUGGUGAAGUUGCGUUGAUGGGUGGCGGAAGGAGGUGUUGUGACUGCCGCAGGGCACCGCGGUUUCACCGAUUUUGAUGCGGUAUGUGUUGUUGGUGUUUUUUUUUGUUGUUGAUGGGUACGGGUGGGUACAUUGUGAAGUAUAUGAUUAGGUGUUCUUCUCUGUUGGUCUGAUCUGAGGCAAGAAGUUUCUCUCUCGGCGCUCUGAUGGGUGGUACCCACCACCUUGAAGAAUAUCGUCGAGUGAUUUUUUCCUCUGUAUCUGUAUUUUUUCGACGAGUUGUUGUGUUAAGACGGGUGUAAUAAGGGAGGGAACAAGAAACGGUUUGAAUGAUUGUGAAAAAACCUGUUCGCGCGAAAGAAGAGACCGUUCAAAAAUCGGUCGUGUGUCAAAACAUGCGAGCAGCGAAGCAAACUAGUGCCUCCAGAAUUUUUAUGCCGUUUAGUAUUAUAGUGGGUGUUCGAAUAUUUGUUAAUUUUUGCCGUUACCGCGGCGAGUAGUAACGGUUUGCGUCAAGACAGUGCGUGAUGUGUUUGGCGGCACCGACGAAACACAAGGUAGGAAGGACGUUCUCGAGACAGAUGAAGGUGUGGUUUGUGACAAAAGCGUUCGAGACGCACGUGCGCGUGCGGCUUGAUACGCGGAGGAGCUAGACAAGGUGAUGAGUUUGUCUGGGCUCUUUUAGAUUGACAUCUGUUUGGAGCACAGGUAUUUGGCGUUGUCGUGAGGGAGAGAAGACAAAAGUUUCCUUGAUUGAAUGAUCCUACUUUGGUUCCAUGUGUGUGUUUUUUUUUUAGGGGAGGGUGGGGUGCAGGAGGUGUGGGUAUACGAUUUUGCCUUAAGACGCAAGGUUGUACGGACGGGACUUGGACCGCCAGACAGCGGAGAAAUGGGGAGAGGGUGCGAUUUGCGUUGAUGUUUUCGUUCGCGUUCAAUACUGGCUCUUGCUGAAACAACAGCGGUGCCAAUCGCCAGGGAUGCUCCUAGAGAGCUGUUGUCCUACACAAUGAAAGCUCUCAUGUAGCGGCAUGUCCAUCCUUGGUGAUGGCGGCAGCUCCAAGUUGGCCCGUCUGCAGGAAGAGAGGUGGUGAGAAAGAGAGAGAGAGAGAGAGAGAGAGUGGGAGGAGAAAGACAAAGAAAAGAGUGUGACGGAGAGAAGAGAAGUUGAGAAGCGCAAAGAGUGAAGGCCACUGGGGGGGUAAAGAGGCCAGGCGGAGACAAAGGCUAGAGGAUCCCCCCCUUUUUCUUGUCUUUUUAUGAAAAAAAAUCCAAGGAAAGGUGGAUGGAUGGAAAAUGACGACCUGUUUGUUGGAAGACGACGGUUUGAGUAGGUACUUGAGGGGCACCGACAGAUAUCUUCGGACGGAUGGGGUUGGUGGUGGUGGGGUGAUGGAUGAUGCUCUUGGCGAUCUCCGCCGUUGUUGCCAUGUCUGUUGCCCGAGUGCCAAGGUUAUGGUAGGGUUUUCUACUGCUUGGCCAGCGCGGUGUGCUUUGCUUGAACACGCGUGCGUGCGUGCGCGGGGGCGGACGGGGAGUGUCCACUACUACUGCCACAGACGUCAUGUAGUGCACCUGUGUGCGUUUUGAAAACGCUUGGCACGUCUCGACGAACACGGACGGGGGAAUGGGUGCGUGUGUAUGCUAUCCGUUCUGUUGCGAACGAUGUUGGUGUGGGACAUGUAGGGCUGGGGUGGGAAGUGGGGGGAGAGAGAAGAGAGAGAAAGCAUGGCUCGGAUGGAGUAUUCCCUCCAGGGAAGCAC